Molecule: messenger RNA, 723 nt
Organism: Dioszegia hungarica
Lineage: Eukaryota; Fungi; Basidiomycota; Tremellomycetes; Tremellales; Bulleribasidiaceae
Exons: 1
Coding region: 1-723 (240 amino acids)
Source: RefSeq, a predicted model, not a curated record
AUGCAACGCCAAGCCGAUACCAGUGGCUCCGCCGACGAUACGUUCGUUGCGUGGUUCACUGACAGGCGCUCUGGCGCGGCUCUCAAGCUGAGAUCGAGCGGUCAGACUCUCGGCAAGGUUUCCAACGCUUUGCGAAACAUGAGCGAGAAGGGGAGUUACGAGAUGGACGGCGUCGAAUCGUGGGCCAGGACUCCCGGUACCCAUCAACUCAACGUGCGGCGCCGUGCGCGUGGCGCGAUCCCAGGGUUUGACGAUGCAGACUUCACAGAGAUGGAAGGCGCUUCUUCCCUGAAGGCAGACUCAAACUCCGUACACCACGAAAACUGGGAUACGUCUCCCCUGCUCGAGGUUCUGCGCAUCUCCGACAGCGGCUCGCGCGAGCUUGAGGUCCACAGCUUCGCGAGCGGGUCUGCAUUGCGCGUCCCUUUCACCAGGCCGUUCGCGAUUGCGACGAGGGAGUCCGAGGUCAAACACUACCGGCUCACCUUCCCGGGCAGCAAGGACGAUUGCCUCAGCUACCUUGAGAAAGCUCAUCCCGACAUUCGAUCAGAAUUGCAAACUCUCUUCGGUCAGGGCCAAGCCAGCUUCAGCCAGGGCGAGCCCGUCGACAUCGAUGCGCUGGAGGCAGAAGUGAGCAUGCGCGAGCGACUCACUCAGCAACUCGCUUUCGAGGCGAAGCAGGCGAUGAAAGUCUUCAUGGAUGACGAUGGUGAGGGGCCCUGA